Molecule: messenger RNA, 1577 nt
Organism: Peromyscus eremicus (cactus mouse)
Lineage: Eukaryota; Metazoa; Chordata; Mammalia; Rodentia; Cricetidae
Gene: Cacng8
Product: calcium voltage-gated channel auxiliary subunit gamma 8
Exons: 4
Coding region: 251-1411 (386 amino acids)
Biological process (GO): regulation of AMPA receptor activity; calcium ion transport; neurotransmitter receptor transport, postsynaptic endosome to lysosome
Cellular component (GO): postsynaptic density membrane; AMPA glutamate receptor complex
Molecular function (GO): voltage-gated calcium channel activity; channel regulator activity
Source: RefSeq, a predicted model, not a curated record
UCUGCAGCCACCUGCUCGCUGCCCCCGUCCCCUCUGGCCCCUCGAGGCCCCCGCUUCUGCCUGUGUUGUGACCCCCCCAGCCGCAGGCACGGCCCCACCUCCGCUGCCCCGGUGGUGGCCCACGGCCCCCCGGCUGCCCGUGGUCAAACUGGAGUCAUUGAAACGUUGGAAUGAAGAGAGGGGUUUGUGGUGCGAAAAGGGCGUUCAGGUACUGCUGACCACCGUAGGCGCCUUCGCAGCCUUUGGACUCAUGACCAUCGCCAUCAGCACUGACUACUGGCUCUACACACGCGCUCUCAUCUGCAACACCACCAACCUCACCGCGGGUGAGGACGGACCGCCCCACCGUGGGGGCAGCGGCUCCUCGGAGAAGAAGGACCCUGGGGGCCUCACACACUCAGGUCUCUGGCGGAUAUGCUGCUUGGAAGGGUUGAAAAGAGGUGUCUGCGUGAAGAUCAACCACUUCCCGGAGGACACGGACUACGACCACGACAGCGCGGAGUACCUGCUCCGAGUGGUCCGGGCCUCCAGCAUCUUUCCGAUCCUGAGCGCCAUCCUGCUGCUGCUCGGGGGCGUGUGCGUGGCUGCCUCCCGCGUCUAUAAAUCCAAAAGGAACAUCAUCCUGGGCGCGGGAAUCCUGUUCGUGGCAGCAGGCCUGAGCAACAUCAUCGGGGUCAUCGUGUACAUAUCGGCCAACGCGGGCGAGCCGGGCCCCAAGAGGGACGAGGAGAAGAAAAACCACUACUCGUACGGCUGGUCCUUCUACUUCGGCGGGCUGUCCUUCAUCCUGGCCGAGGUGAUCGGCGUCCUGGCCGUCAACAUCUACAUCGAGCGCAGCCGCGAGGCGCACUGCCAAUCUCGCUCGGACCUGCUCAAGGCCGGCGGCGGCGCGGGCGGCAGUGGCGGGAGCGGCCCCUCGGCCAUCCUCCGUCUGCCCAGUUACCGCUUCCGCUACCGCCGCCGCUCCCGCUCCAGCUCCCGAGGCUCCAGCGAGGCGUCGCCGUCGCGGGACGCGUCUCCCGGCGGCCCCGGCGGCCCGGGCUUCGCCUCCACGGACAUCUCCAUGUACACGCUCAGCCGCGACCCGUCCAAGGGCAGCGUGGCCGCGGGGCUGGCGAGCGCCGGGGCAGGCGGCGGCGGCGGCGUGGGCGCCUACAGCGGGGCGGCCGGAGGCACGGGGGGCGGCGGGGCGGGCGCCGAGCGGGACCGCGGGGGCGCAGCUGGCUUCCUCACGCUGCACAACGCCUUCCCCAAGGAGGCGGCGUCUGGCGUCACGGUCACGGUCACCGGACCUCCCGCUGCGCCCGCGCCCGCGCCGCCCGCUCCUGCAGCGCCCGCGCCUGGGACCCUGUCCAAAGAGGCCGCCGCGUCCAACACCAACACGCUCAACAGGAAAACCACGCCCGUGUAGGGGCGCGCGCCCUCGCGGGGAGCCGGGGGGCGCGUCCGGGGCGCGUGCGCGGGCGCGCGUGCAACGAGGCCACCGGAUCGGGGUGCCCCCCAGCUCUAUCCCCGCGAGCUCGCUGGACACCGCUGGGCCUUCUAGCCCCUCCCCGCGCCCCUCCGCACCCUCUACC